Molecule: messenger RNA, 2965 nt
Organism: Fundulus heteroclitus (mummichog)
Lineage: Eukaryota; Metazoa; Chordata; Actinopteri; Cyprinodontiformes; Fundulidae
Gene: nop14
Product: NOP14 nucleolar protein homolog (yeast)
Exons: 19
Coding region: 177-2774 (865 amino acids)
Biological process (GO): maturation of SSU-rRNA
Cellular component (GO): Noc4p-Nop14p complex; nucleolus; small-subunit processome
Source: RefSeq, a predicted model, not a curated record
GAAGUAGUUGCGGCAUCUUGACCCCUUUGCACGCUGGGAAAUGGAAACCUUGUGAAGAAACGUGGAUACCAUAAGAAUAAACAAUUAUAAAUGUAACUAUUAUCAGUCAGAGAGACUUUAGCUUGAAUUUUAGUCCAUCUGGAUUUCAUAACUGGAUUCCUCAGUGUGGCUUCAAGAUGGGGAAGAAGGCACCGAAAAAGAGGAAUCUGGCCGACAAGGUCCGUAAAACCAAGACAGCCGCCGAGAUCAAAAACAACCCCUUUGAGGUGAAAAUUAACCGAAAGAAGUUUGAUGUCCUGGGGAGGAAAAGCAAACACGAUGUGGGCCUGCCGGGAGUAUCUCGCUCCAAAGCCAUCAACAAGAGAAAAGAGACGCUCUUGAAGGAAUACAGGCAGAAAAACAGGUCCAACAAAUUCAUCGACCGGCGCUUAGGAGAAUAUGACGCUAAGAUGGCUCCAGAAGACAAGAUCCUGCAGAGGUUCACCAUUGAAAGACAGAGAGUUCAUGAAAAGAGAGACGUUUACAACCUGAACGAGGAAGAAGAGCUGACUCAUUACGGCCAGUCAUUGGCUGAAAUGGAGAAGUUUAAUGACGCCGUCGGCAGCGACGAUGAAUCAGAGGAGAAGGGGCUUUUAUCAGCCGAGCUGACCGCCUCCCAUUUCGGAGGCGGAGGGGGUCUCCUGAGGAAGAAGACGUCUGGUGGGGACCAGCAGGAUGAGCAGAGCAGCCAGAAGACCAGAUCCAGGCAGGAGCUGAUUGAAGAGCUCAUCCAGAAGUCCAAGCAGGAGAAGAGGGAGCGUCAGGUGCAGAAAGAGGAGGCGCAGGAGCUGACCGAGAAGCUGGAUCAGGACUGGAAGAGCAUCCAGGCUCUGAUGGUGAAAAAAACACCCAAAGCCGAGCAUGAGGACAAACCGGAGGAGAAACCUAAGCCGGAGGAGUACGACAUGAUGGUCCGAGAGCUCGGCUUCGAGAUGAAGGCUCAGCCCUCAGAGAAGAUGAAGACCCCCGAGGAGCUGGCCAGGGAGGAGAAAGAGAGGCUGCAGAAGCUGGAGGCCGACCGUCUGAGGAGGAUGAUGGGAGACGUAGGCGGGGACAGUGCGCAGAGUCACGCCCACGUGUCGGCGGACGACCUGAACGACGGUUUUCUCCUGGACAAACACGACAAGAAGACUCUCUCCUAUCAGGACGGUAAAUGGAACAUUGCAGAGGAGAGCGAAGGUGAUAAAGAAGAGGAGGCAGAGAGCGGAGAGGAAGAUGCUGGGACAGAGGAGGCAAAUGAGGAGGAAGAUGAGGACAGUGAGGAGGAGGAGGAAGAGGACAGCAGCGAAGACGAAGACGGCCACUCGGACCUGGAGUCUGAGCAGGAGAGCGAGAACGAGGAGAGCGAGGGGGAAGGUGAAGCGCGCCGCCCCCCGAGUCUGAGCAGAGAGGAGCUGAUGGCCCGGCAGGAGGCGGCCAAAGCGGAGCUGCCCUACACCUUCACCGCGCCCGAAAGCUACGAAGACCUGAAGGGCUUGCUCCACGGCCACAGCCCCGACAACCAGCGCCUGAUCCUAGCCAGGACCCAGAAGUGCAACCAUCCCAGUCUGGCCGCAGGCAAUAAGCUCAAGCUGCAGAAACUUGUGGGCUUUCUGAUGGAGUACCUGGGAGAGUUGGCCACCAGGAGCCCACCUGAGCUCAGCGCCGUAGAUAAGCUCAUCCCGGAGCUCUACACUUUGUGCCAAAUGUUUCCUGAGGCAGCCUGCAAGUCGAUGCAGAGCAUCCUGGGAGACGCCGCUCACAGCAUGGAGGAGGUGAUCGAGGUUAAAGGUCUUGCUGCUUUCCCAACAUUAGACAUGCUGGUUUACCUUAAAGUGACGGCGCUGCUGUUUCCCACCUCAGACUUCAGACACCCUGUCACAACGCCGGCGCUGCUUUACAUCAGCCAGGCGCUCACCAAGUGUCCUGUGAGAUCACUACAGGACCUGACCUCAGGUUUAGUGCUGUGCUGUCUGGCCGUGGAGUACGUCUCCUUCUCCAAGCGCUUCCUGCCGGAGCUGAUCAACUUCCUGAGCGGGACGCUACGUCUGGCCGUGCAGGACAAGGCCUCCGCGGGCUGCGUGGUGGUGCCCCCCUUCAGGCCAUCGGGGAAGCACAGCGAUCUGCUGGUGUUAUCCAGCGCGGAGUCCUGCAGGAGCUGGAGCGAGAUAAAACUGCCGCUGGUGUCCACCCAGCAGCUGGAGCUCAACAGCGAUCUGGACAGAGAUCACUACAGGUUGAAUUGCUUGUCUACUUGCCUCGACCUGGUGAAGAGAUGCUGCCUGCUCUACAAAGACCUCACCUCCUUCACACACAUCUUCCAGCCAAUCAGAACGCUUCUUUCCAAGCAUCUUUCCAGGCAAAACUUACCCAGUCCUUUACAGGAGCUUCACAGGGAGAUCUUGGAAGCCAUCAGCAGUGCUCCUGUGACUCACACUCGGCUAGUUUUCGACAAGAAGAAGCCGAUUCCCCUGAAGCUGUUCACACCAAAGAUUGUGGAAAUCUUGGACUAUGGAAAGAAGCGCGGAUGCACCAGGGAGGAGAGGGAGAAGGAGCGACUAAAGCACAAGUACAAAAAGGAGUUCAAGGGAGCGCUGAGGGAGAUCAGGAAGGACGCUCGCUUCCUGGCCAGAGAAAAGCUCAACGAGGUCAUGAACAGGGACGAGGAGAGAAAGAGGAAGGUGAAGAUGCUCCUUGGCAGUUUAGCCACUCAGGAGGGAGAGUGGAAAGCUCUGAAGAGGAAGAAGAGGAAAUGAAAUCCACGAUCUUAGUCUUGUGCUUUUUGAACGGACUGAGCUGUUAGUUCCCUUGACAAGCAGACAUUUGUGGAAUUUUGUCAGAUUUUUUACGACUUGCUUGGCUUUUUUUUUUUUUUUUUUUCCCUGAAAUUUGUACUGAUUGAGGGUUUACCAUCAUGAUUUCACAUUAAAGUAAUCACAGUUUCUCA